This is a messenger RNA of Nymphalis io (European peacock), 880 nucleotides long. RefSeq names its product allergen Tha p 1-like. NCBI's taxonomy places the organism in Eukaryota, Metazoa, Arthropoda, Insecta, Lepidoptera, Nymphalidae. The record is from RefSeq and is a predicted model, not a curated record. The transcript has 3 exons. The coding region runs from base 241 to 624 and encodes 127 amino acids.
AGAGUACAUUGAACUCAAAAAAAAAAAUCUUUUAUGAUAAAGACAAUUGUUACAAAUCAAGGAAAAACCGAAACACGUUUUUUUUACUUUCAACGACAACUAGGAACUUAUAAAUGUGUAUAAAAACUUCUACCCUGUAAAGAUUAUUAUCAUUCAUUAUUUGUGUGUGAAAGUCAUCGUGCAAAAUAAAGUUUACUAUUGAUUAUAUUAAGGUUCUUUUAAAAGUGGAUAUCAUAAAGAAUGAAGCCUGUUACCGUAGCCUGCGUUUUGUUCUUUGUCACGAUGGUUAAUUCCAAGCCUGCAGAAACGUAUACAGACAAAUUUGAUACUAUAGACAUCAAAGAGAUCCUCGAAAACCGUCGAUUACUGAUCCCUUUUGUUAAAUGUUUAUUGGAUCAAAGCAAAUGUUCACCGGAAGGAAAAGAAUUGAAAUCCCACAUCCAGGAAGCUUUGGAGAAUUACUGCGCUAAAUGCACUGAGGCACAAAAACGCUCGACUCGUGUUGUGAUAAGCCAUUUUAUCAACAAUGAACCAGACUAUUGGAAGGAACUCACAGCCAAAUACGACCCUCAGAACAAGUACGUCAAGAAAUAUGAGGAUGAACUAAAAUCUAUUAAGUCUUAAUGUUAGUCGUUAAUGUCAGUAAAUAUAUGGUUUAUUCUGUACUUAGAUAAUAUUUCAUUUACACAAAUAAAAGCAUGUAUUUUUUCAGAUUUUUUUAUUUAUGUUUCUAAGCGUUGAUCAUUAUUAAUAUUCUAACAUAUUAUUUUGUUGUUUUAUAUGACCAAAAUACUAUUAAGAUUUUUAGUAUUGUAUAUCAAAAGAACUUAAUCAUUUCACUUCAAUAAUUAAAACUCGUAUGUAAAUAAUUUGAUGCUUA